GCUCUGGGUGUGGCGAGGAGUCCAGAGGCGUUGCUUUUCUCCAUUCAAGUGUAGCCUAAUGUUUGACGGGAAAAAACUCUCUCUGCUGAGUCUCGUAACUUUUGCCGUUUCGAAUGUCUGUGCGUAUUUUUAGCUUUUCCGGAAGGUGUUCGAGAAGAAAACGACUACAAGACCACCAUAACUCAAGUGCCGUUACGAGGGAGGACCGUAGCCUACAGGCACACGCUGCGUUACAUGAACCUGUGCCUCAGAUUUAUUUGGAUAUUGAAAAUCUGGAAGGAGUAGAGAUCAUGACUGAACAGGUGGAAUCGUUGCUUUGAGCUUUGCCAUUCUUUCUCUGUGCUCUGCAUCUCUCUCGGCAUUUCCCGUGUCUGCUCCGCUUGUCUUUUUGCUCUUCCCCCCUCAUUCCUCUCCUCCUCGGUCUCAGACAUGCGGCGCUUCAGCUCCGAGGGCUCUCUCCUGGACCUGGAUGCGUUGCCGUGGCGACGGGUGGCGUUGAAGAAGGCCGAGCAGGAACAGGUGGGCUAUGAUGUAGGCAGCUACACCCCGCACCUGGAGGAACCCGAGAGCUUGCCAGUGCCACCUGCCCCAGCCAUGAGCAAGGCACGAGGGCUGGUGAAGGAGCACAGCAUGAGCGUGGAGAACAUCACUGAGCUGGACAUAUCGGCCAGUGACCUGCAAUCUCCACUGAACGAGAGCUACCGCGCCUACAGCGACGGCCAGCUGGCACCAGACCAUGCGGGCAGCAGGGCAGUGGGCAUCGACACCCCGCCAUCCCCAUCUAGCGCCAAGUGCCACCCGCUCUCCACCAUGAGCCUCCACCCGCACCAUGCCAGGGCACGUCUCUCCGCGGCCAAACUUCACCUCAAGAGCCUCUUCUCCACGUCCCAGAGCCCGACCUCCUCACACUCCAACCUGGCAGCCGCCGAACAGAAGAACAGCGCCACCAGCACCAAGGAGAGGCGUUCGCGUCUGCCCUUCCUGAAGCAGUGGAGUCAGGUGGGCCACUCCAAGGGCCGAUUCAGCUGCAAGGAACUGGAGUCCUGGGCUCAGUCGCUUAGCAACCUGCUGUCCAGCCGCACGGGUCUGUCCGUGUUCGGCGCGUUCCUGCGCUCGGAGUUCAGCGAGGAGAAUCUGCAGUUCUACCUGGCGUGCGAGCAGUACCGCCACAGCUCCAACAACUUCAGCCUGCAGCGCCGGGCCCGCGACAUCAGCGCCACCUACAUCCAGCCGGGCGCACCGAGAGAGGUCAAUCUGGACAGUAAGACGCGUGAGCUGACUCUUGAGCUACUGCAGGCCCCCUCCCACACGUCGCUGUCCAUGGCCCAAAAGCGCAUCUACUCCCUGCUGGACACAGACUGCUACCCACGCUUCCUACAGUCACAGCUCUACAUGUCACUGCUGCAGGACGCUGACUAACUCUGUGUGAGUGUGUGUGUGUGUGUGUGUGUGUGUGUGUGUGUGUGAGAGAGAGAGUGUGAGUGAGUGUGUGAGAGUGACUGCAAGCACUGCUUCAUCUACCUCUCCCUGCAGCAGAAUGCCUAGUGGGUGAGGGUUGGGUCCAUGUGGACAAGAGACUACUGAUGAGUGAACAUUUGGCAUUAGUUGAACACUGGGAGGUCACUGGAACAGUUCAGUCCCAAGUGUGUGUGUGUGUGUGUGUGUGUGUUGGAACAGCGAGGAGCAUGUUUUGAAACCAUUACGGGUGCAGGGAGCCAACACCACCCCCUCCUCACCGAGGCCCCGUAGUGUGUGAGAUGCUGAAGACGGUCGGGGUGGACGCUCCGCGGACGCGCCGGAGGGACUCUGCACUCCCGGCACUAAUCAUUAAACAGAAUCACCAUGGCAGCGCCGCGGCUACGGUCGAGCGAGCAGAAGCUGAGGAGCGUGCUGACGGGACGGAAAAACACGUCAGGCGAGGACUCAGGGCUGCGUGGGAGGAGGAGUCAGCCAGGCACUAAAAGAAUCCAAACUUUUCCUGGAACACUCUCAAUCCGUGUUCUGCGAAAUUCCCCCCCCCACUGUCGUCUUCGAUUCCACAUUGUUCUGUACAGUUUCAAGGGUGCUGAAUUUGGCAGUGACCUGCUAGAGGAUAUGACCAAAACACACCACAGGAGCAAGACACCGGCUAUGGCAUUGUUCUUUUUAUCUUGGUUAGAGUAUUUUUUUCUGUGAGUGUUAACCAUGUGAAAGAUGAAAAAUGUAGAAAUAAAUGAUUUUUUUUUAAUAUAAAA
Molecule: messenger RNA, 2234 nt
Organism: Sardina pilchardus (European sardine)
Lineage: Eukaryota; Metazoa; Chordata; Actinopteri; Clupeiformes; Clupeidae
Product: regulator of G-protein signaling 1
Exons: 6
Coding region: 430-1419 (329 amino acids)
Source: RefSeq, a predicted model, not a curated record